AUGAAGUCCAUCAGGCCCUGUGUCGCCUGCUCUUCUAGGAACCCGUCACACCACAUCGUCCGAUACCCCUUUUCGAUGGCUAAUAAAAUCCACCAUGCGUCCUCUGUCACGCUCCCUCGAGGUCCAACAUCAAAACCUAGCUGCAUCUCGACAUCUUGA
Chondrus crispus (carragheen) is the source of this 159-nucleotide messenger RNA. RefSeq lists its product as hypothetical. The transcript has a single exon. The record is from RefSeq and is a predicted model, not a curated record. The coding region runs from base 1 to 159 and encodes 52 amino acids. NCBI's taxonomy places the organism in Eukaryota, Rhodophyta, Florideophyceae, Gigartinales, Gigartinaceae.